Molecule: messenger RNA, 5534 nt
Organism: Ostrinia furnacalis (Asian corn borer)
Lineage: Eukaryota; Metazoa; Arthropoda; Insecta; Lepidoptera; Crambidae
Gene: Cad86C
Product: Cadherin 86C
Exons: 13
Coding region: 1-5529 (1842 amino acids)
Biological process (GO): homophilic cell-cell adhesion; multicellular organism development; cell migration
Cellular component (GO): plasma membrane; catenin complex
Molecular function (GO): beta-catenin binding; cadherin binding; calcium ion binding
Source: RefSeq, a predicted model, not a curated record
AUGACGUUUGCCGUGGUGGUUGCGCUGGUGCUGGCGUGCGGAGCGCGCGCGCGCGCCGGCGAGCCGGUGUUCGACCCGAGCACGCUUAUGCGGCUCGUGCUCGUGCCGGCGGACGCGGCCGUCGGCUCCGUCGUGUACCGCGUGCGCGCCUCCGACCCCGACUUCGACUACCCGCUGCAUUUCGAACUCAUAGGUCAAAUGGGUCGCCUAGACAUCGGCAUAGUGACGCUGCCCUGCACCCGCUACAAUUCCGUGUGCCAAGCCAAUGUGGUCCUUCUGCGGAGGCUGGAGCCAGGCCGCUACGUGGACUUCAGGUUGUCAGUGCGGAACACCAGGGGACGAAGCAAUCGCAUCGCCUGUUCCAUCACUGGCACCAACGCCACUACGCCCAGAGACACCAUUUUCCCGCACCAGCCCAGCAUCAUUUUAGUCCCUGAGGACGCAAAAAGAGGGACAGACCUAGAGAUUGUUAUAGCGAGGAAAAAUCCAUUGUCACCAAAACCUUUAGAGCUGGAGUUGUGGGGAUCACCGCUUUUUGCGAUACGACAGCGGCGGGUGUCGACUGAGAACACUGAGGGUACCAUUUUCUUGGUGGGACCCCUAGACUUCGAGGCGCAGUCUAUGUACCAUCUGACUCUGCUGGCUGUGGACCCAUACGUAGAACUGGGCAAGGACACCCGCAACAUCGCCGCAUUGGAGGUCGUGGUGGUAGUGCAAGACGUGCAGGACAUGCCCCCUGUCUUCACGGCAGCGCCCCCUGUCACCCACCUGCCGAGACAGGUGGCGCCAGGGGACGUGGUGGUCAGGGUACGGGCAGAAGACGGCGACAAGGGAGCGCCCAGGGCAAUCAGAUACGGCCUGGUGUCUGAGGGCAAUCCGUUCACUCCGUUUUUCAAUAUCAACGAAACUACGGGUGAAGUGACUCUCGAGCGACCUAUUGAAGAGAUAGCAGCGAUAUCCCACGCUGGAGCCCCCAUCCUCCUGACUGUAGUCGCUGAGGAGGUCCGCCUGUCCCGAGAGGAGCCCGAGGCCAUGUCUUCCACAGUCCAGCUGGCAUUCAUACUGCCUGAGAGAGAGAACUCGCCGCCGUACUUUGAGAACCAAUUUUACAUCACAUACUUGGACGAGAACGCUCCCCAAGGCACAGCGCUCACCUUCAUCGACCCAUACAUCCCCCAAGUGAACGACAACGAUGCGGGGAAGAACGGCGUCUUCUCUCUUACCCUGGUGGGGAACAAUGGAACCUUCGAGAUUUCUCCCACGGUGGCGGAGAGACAUGCUCAGUUCAUUAUUAAAGUCCGGGACAAUACGAUGCUGGACUUCGAGGCGCGGAAGUCUGUUGUAUUUCAGAUUCUGGCACAAGAACUUGGUCCAGCAACGAAUUUGUCAGCGACUGCCAACGUCACGGUCUACCUAAACGACGUCAACGACAACCCGCCCGUCUUCCUGGCCUUGUCUUACGACGUCGAGCUACCAGAGAACGUGACAGCCGGCACUAGGGUCGUACAAGUCCAAGCUGAUGACGUUGACACUGGUGCUUUUGGGAAAAUCCAAUACACUGCCAUACUAGGAUACCUAAACACAUCGCUACACUUAGACCCCAUAUCAGGGGUCAUUACUGUAGCAACGAACAACCACGGCUUCGACCGUGAAGCAAUGCCAGACUUGCAUUUUUUAGUAGAGGCUAGAGAUAACGACGGAGUAGGUUUAAGAGUAACAGUGCCAUUAAUUAUUAAGUUAUUAGAUGUAAAUGACAACCCACCAGAGUUUGAGAGGUCGUUGUACGAGUUUGUGCUGUCGCCAAGCUUGAACAAUUUCACUUCGGCAGCGUUUGUAAAGGCAGUUGAUAAAGACGCUGAGCCACCAAAUAAUGUAGUCAGAUAUGAAAUUAUACAAGGCAACGAGCAAGGCAAGUUUGCCAUAAAUGAAGAAACAGGUGAGCUGUAUCUUCUAGAAGCCCUCAAAAGAACGAAGAAACAAAACGUUCACAGGCAAAAACGCCAAGAUAUCGACCAAGACAGCGAAGUUGUUGUUCUUGUAGUCAGAGCGUACGAUUUGGGAGAUCCCAUGCUAUCUUCUUCUACAACUGUGAAGAUAUACCCACCAGAGAGUAAAACAAGGACGAUGUCCUUCAUAGUGCCUGGUGCUAAUCCUGAUAGGCAAAAGUUAGAAGAAGUGCUAAGCACACUUUCGGGAGGCAAAGUAAAUAUAAUCGAAAUAAAGCCAUAUAAAGGAAACGGUGGUACAGAUUUGAGCGGGCAGGAGUCUAGUCAAGAAAAGAGUGAAGUAAUAGCUAUAGUCCGCAUGACAGGGAACACAGCAAUCAAUGUGGCGAAGCUUCAAGAUCAGCUUGCCAAAAAUAUUACCAUUUACACUAAUGGCAGUGGUACGAACACUGUCAUCAAUCCUGUAACUAAUACAGGAUCAAAUACUGGAAUCGGCAACACCGGUUCUGGUACUUCUGGUAACACUGGUUCUGGUAAUGCAGGUUCUGGCAAUGCUGGUUCUGGAAACAAUGGUUCUGGUAAUACUAUUACUGGUAACGCUGGUACCAAUGGAGGAAAGGGUCAAGGAGACCACGCUUCGACGGUUGACAAUAGCGACUCAAAUCUGUACAAAGCUGAAAGUCGUCUAUUGUUCUGGCUGUUGAUACUUUUAGCCAUAAUAGUAGCUCUUGUGUUGCUACUCCUAAUAUGCUGUUGUAUAUGCGAAGGAUGUCCACUAUACAUGCCCCCAAGGAAAAGAGUGAUACGUGUCAACUCCACAGAGGACGACGUGCGUUUAGUGGUUCACGACAAGGGACUUGGGAGAGAAAACAAGUCGACGCAAAAUAUAGAAAAUAAGUCAGUACAAGCGAAUGAGUGGAGGAGAAGGGAAGCGUGGAGUGCUGAGCAGGCAGACUUGAGGACGAAGCCAACGCAGUGGAAAUUCAACAAGAGGAACUAUAGGUCCAAGCCUGCUUCGACCCCUGGCGAUAUUCACCAGGAGUUUGUACAUGCGGCCGCUGAUAAUGACUACAAAUCUAACAAUGAUGCUCGGCAAUCCUUUCGUACCAGGGAUGGUCCAAACAUCAUCUACACAAAGGAAAUGCAACUUCAAGAAGCAUUUGCCAACAAGCAUAAAGAAUACAUAGAAGAUUUAGAAAAUGGCUACGACAGGAUCGCUACUUUGCAUUAUCAACGAAGAGAACAGGACAACGAUUCGAUUCGCAGGCAUGAAAUAGACCGCGGCUCAGAUGUUGGCAUCUUCGUCAAGUCUGAUGACAAAAACUUAAAUGAUAAGGCUGAUAACAAGAAACGAGAUUUCCAAGAAAAACAACGUGCUCCGUCUUCCCUUGGUAGGGAUCAAUACUUCAUUAAAGAAGGCAAUACAGAAAUCUUACGACUUGUGACGAGGGGUAAAAAUGAAGAAGAGCGUUAUGUAAAUCUACCUGUACAUCAACAGAGACCUGUAACACUUAUUCCACAUACUCAGUAUGUUGUAGUUGAUAGUGGAAAAGAUUUACUAAUGGAAAGAUUCAUUAGAGAGCAAGGAGAAGAAGCCAAAAAUAUUAGAGAAAGAAUGAGUGUAAAUAACAAAGUGACAGAUUUGGACAAUAUGUCAACCGGAAGAGAAGGUAAAGGCUUCGGUCAAAGGUCUCAGGCUGGAAGUGAAACGCACAAUCAAUUUCACGAUUAUUCAAAUGUAGUUCCUGAAGUUCCUGGAGUUGUACCAAUGAAAAAUGAUUAUCUACAAUCAGCAUUACUAGAAAUGCAAAACAAAUCAACUAUACACCAAGAACUCUUGGAAUCCUCUCUCAGAAAACAAAAUGAACUAUUACAUCAAAUUUUAAUUGAACGAGAAAGGCUAUUGCAAAAUCAGGAAACUGCCUCUCAAGUUGAGAGUAAACUAGAAACUCAGAGCUUACCUGGUCAUUCUGUUAUUGCUACACAAACAGAGUGUCAUAUAGGAACACAAACAGAACCUCAGCUUUUAAAACCUACUAGAAGAAAAGCAAGAAGUGAUAAUGACUCCUAUAGUGAAGAUGAAGAAUCACAAAUCGUCGAUAACGAAAAUAGGAAAGUAGCAUGGGUUAAGAAGAAAAAACCUAAAAAGAAAAUAAAAUACAAAGAUCCGAGAAGAAGUAUUAGAGUGUACGACUUGAAAAGAAAAAUUAAAACUCCAAUCAUCGAAGAAAGCGAAGUUUCGCCGUCACUGGAAAGCGAAAAACAUGUGAAAAUUAGUAAAACAAAUAAAAGAGAAGAACGUGUUAGGAAUUACGGGGAUCGAACGAAAAGUGUAGUCACGACAUCCAAAAAUGAAACCGUAUGCUCUACCCAAAUAAAGAUGACAGACGGUGAGAAAAAAUCCAGACUAAAAAGAGAAAUCCUAAUGGAAAUCUCCGACUCAUUAGAAGAAAAAGUUGAAUCAGACUCUCGCGAACGAAAGCGUUUACAAAGACAGACGCCUAUAGAAGAGCCUCUUGCUCUUGAACAUGAAAGCAGCAAGGAGGUCAAGAGCAGAAGCAGUUCAGCAUCUGUGCAUGAUAACCGUAACUUAGUAUUUUCCAGGCAAGGUUCUUCAACUGAGGCUCACGAACUUGCUGAAAUUCCUAGAAACAUCAAAACCCCUGAGCUGGAAGAGGCGUCUAAGAAAGAAAGUGCUAGCAAUACAGAUUCCAGCGCCAAAAGAACCGAUCCAGUCAGUGAAUCUGUAAAAUCUGGAGAAAAUGGUAAAGCUCAGAAAAGUUUACCACGAUACAUGCAAUGGUAUGGCAAAAAAGGCAGUUCAAAACCAACAGCUCCAGAGAAAGUCGUGCCUUCGAAACCUAAAAGGCCUUCAAAAACCAAAAAUGACCAAGAUAAGGAUGCAAAAGAAGAUAAAACGGGACGAUAUGGUAAAAUUAUAAGCAAAGAUCAAAGUGACAAUUUAGAGGUAAAAAAAAACUUCAAAACAAAAGAAAGUGAAUUUAUUCACCCACGAUUGUUAAAAGAAGAAAAAGUGACUCCAGUGCCUGAGGGACCUUUGCCUGACGUGCACCCAUUGCUUCAGCAUUCUGAGCAUAGGUAUGAACACAAUUAUGAAAACCAAAAUCCGCUUUGUUAUAUUCAGCCAACACACAUUCCUAAAUACUUGGGUGGUCAACCGAACUUACCUAUCUUACCAAGGAGGCAGUCUAUAGAACAGCAACCAAUAUACGUGAAUCAGGAUGAUGUAAAAAGCAAGGAUCAAUCACAGGAGAUUUCUGAGAGCGCUCUGACUCACAGCAUAUCAAUAUCAACGAGUUACGAUGAAGAUAGAAAAAAUGGUACAGAAGUGCACGUUUCUAAAAUAAAUAUCGGUGGCGAUAGUGUGGCAGAUGUUAGUCAUAGAACAUUAACGACCAACAUAGAUGAUAAUGACUCUGGAAUAGCUAUGAAUACUCUUGUACAGCAGACCGGUAACAUUAAGAGGCUACCAAUAACAGAAAAGAAGAGUGUAUUUACUAUUGCCUAUGAUGAUGUUCAAACUAAACAACUGAGACCAGACAGUAGCUCGACGUCAUACUAAUUAUA